Messenger RNA from Paramisgurnus dabryanus, 2104 nucleotides. RefSeq names its product coenzyme Q10B (gene coq10b). Gene Ontology annotation, molecular function: ubiquinone binding. The record is from RefSeq and is a predicted model, not a curated record. Gene Ontology annotation, cellular component: mitochondrion. NCBI's taxonomy places the organism in Eukaryota, Metazoa, Chordata, Actinopteri, Cypriniformes, Cobitidae. Gene Ontology annotation, biological process: cellular respiration.
CUUUGAGACUGGAGAAGCAGUUCUUUAGGGGAGGAGGCGAAAGAGAGUUAAAGUGAAGAUGGCGAGAGGCUCCCGGUGUUUGAGAAGAGCGGUUGCGGAAUGUAUCAGACACUUACCGUCCACAGCCAGUCGAGAAACACCGGGCAGGAAUGGAGUGAGAUAUCUGUCUUCAUGUGGGAUUCUGAUGACCAGGGUGCCGCCCCUCUUCAGGGCUCUUUCAAGUCGUGCAGUCGUAGCUCCAGCCAGGAGCUUCUUUAACCUCUCGGAGUCCUUUAACAAAAGGAAAGAGUACUCUGAAAGACGUAUCAUUGGGUACUCCAUGCAGGAAAUGUAUGAAGUUGUUGCCAAAGUAGAAGACUACCUGCUGUUCGUGCCCUGGUGCACACGCUCGGACGUUAUAUUUCGCCGCUCUGGAUUUUGCAAGGCCAAACUGACCGUGGGCUUCUCUCCUGUUGUAGAAAAUUACACCUCUCUUGUUUCUACAGUUCGCCCUCAUUUGGUCAAGGCAUCUUGUUCUGAUGGAAAACUUUUCAAUCAUCUGGAGACAGUGUGGCGCUUUAGUCCUGGUCUUCCUGGUUACCCUCGUACCUGCACACUUGACUUCGCUAUUUCCUUUGAGUUCCGCUCUCUUCUGCAUUCUCAGUUAGCCACUGUUUUCUUUGACGAGGUGGUGAAGCAGAUGGUGUCAGCCUUUGAACGGCGAGCGGGCAAGCUGUAUGGGCCCGAGACGCAGAUCCCACGUGAACUCAUGUUCCAUGAAGUCCACCACACGUAGUUCAUUCCACACGCUCAGACUGACGGGGGAAGUUUGGGGGUUAAUGUGAGCAGUUCAGGGAACUGGGAGUUUUAUUGAAAGUAUUCAUUUAGAGUAUUAUAAGGACAGUCGAGAGCGGAAACUCUGUGGCUGAGUGACGUCAGUGCCUGGUCCAAAACAAAAGAACUCAUUUUAAUUUUUAAUGCUAAAAACAUGUGGCUGGAUCUUUUAGGGGACUUUAUUGUGCUCUAGUGAGCUUCACCCCACUACCUCCAUGUUAACCUUUUAGAACCCGCUUUCUCUAUGAAAUGGCACCUGAAGCUGUGUUUUUAAUACAAGGACCUUGAGACAGCUACCAAACACCAUUAUGGCAUUUCGAAUGGCACGAUAUACACGUGCCAUAGGUUGCUUUGAAAGGACGACAAUUUAAAGUGCAUUAUGACUUCAUGUUGCUGUCGUAUAUCUAGUAAAUAGUGUAAAUAUUGAAAAGCGUAUAGGUGAUCCUUUAUGAUUUCAAGGAAGCGAUGAGGUGAUUCUACUUGAGUGCAUGCGUCACACGCAGAAAAAGUCGCAGCCAAAAGCACACGAGGUGCUAACAGGGUAUCAAAGCUGUGCAAAGGACUGCUGAAUUAUUGUGUGCAACCUCAAAGAAAGGCUUGCAGAGAAAAUGCUUACAUAAAUCAUGCCUUAAACCCAAAUGCUGCCAUAUAAAAAAAUUCCUUAUGGCUAAAGGGAUAGAGAAGUUUGCACAGUUUCGAUUUACCUGCAGCGAUUAAUGCACUCCUUGUACCUGGGAGCGUGCGAUGCAAAAUAAAAAUGUUUGUGACUUCUACAUGUUCAGAUGAAAGACUUUUUAUCUCCUAGAGGUGUGCAAUAUAUUUGGAUUGUGUUCUUUUUAUCCGAGCGCUUGCCAAUUUGUGAUAUCCACUGCUUCUAAAAGGGCCCAAACUCUGGGAAUAGAGGAAGUACUGACUCUGUCCUAGAGCUCUCAACUGAUUGUAGUGAGGUAUCGGUCACAACAGACCUUUAAAGAUUCCAAUCCACAGCCGGUGUGCUUCCUGUGCUUUACUGCCUUUGUACCGACAGUUACAUAUUUAUCAUUAUCUUAAAGAACAUGUAUGCAUAGUCAUCCUGUAUUUAUUUUGGUUAUGGGCAAACCACGUGUACAUAUCUGAUGUAAGACCACAGACUAAACUAUAGUGCACAAUUCAGCUACAAAGAAAUUAUCUUUUUUUCUUUUCUUUUUUUUUGUGAUCUUUUCUUUGUUUUAAUUUAGGUGUUUUAAUGAGUGUGUUGUGGGUGAAUAUAUAUCCUGUCUGCAUGGUUUAUAAACUAUUUUUAUAUGUAAAA